GCUUUUAAUAUGGAAGCCCAGGACCUAGAAAUUACCAGACACUCUCCUUCUAGAUUCCUCCCUCCAACGCUAUAAAUACAAAGCUCUGCCACUGUCCCUCGCAUCAGAACAAAGAAGAAAUCACAGUAUCAAAACAACAAUCAAUUUCUACAAUCAAUAUUUACUUAUAGCAAGUUUGGUUUCAUUCUUACUACUACAGAAAAAUGGCAAUGAUUCCAAGUUUUUUCGGUAACUCGCGGAGCAGCAUAUUUGAUCCUUUCUCCGCUUUCGACCUUUCUGAUCCGUUCAAAGGCUUCCCGUUUCCUUCCUCUUCUUCGCUAAUCUCCGGAGAAAAUUCGGCCUUCGUUAACACCCGCGUCGACUGGAAGGAGACACCCGAAGCUCAUGUUUUCAAGGCUGAACUUCCGGGGCUCAAAAAGGAGGAAGUGAAAGUGGAGGUUGAAGAUGACAGAGUUCUUCAAAUCAGCGGAGAGAGGAGCGUUGAGAAGGAAGACAAGAAUGAUAAGUGGCACCGUGUGGAGCGUAGCAGUGGGAAGUUUAUGAGGAGGUUUAGGCUGCCGGAGAAUGCAAAGAUGGAUCAGGUUAAAGCUUCGAUGGAGAAUGGAAUUCUUACUGUGAGUGUUCCUAAGGAGGAUGUCAAGAAACCUGAAGUUAAGUCCAUUGAGAUUUCUGGUUGAAAUUGGGAUACUUCUUCUUGUAAAAAUCAAAUAACAAAUAUUAGUGUGUGUGAUGUGACAAAAUAAAAUAAUAAGUGGAGUUUGUUUGUUUUAAAGAAAAUGUUAGAAUGUACUUGUUUGUUUGCUUGAUUGCUUAUCUAAUGAAAAUAUUAACUUAUGAA
Molecule: messenger RNA, 838 nt
Organism: Mercurialis annua (annual mercury)
Lineage: Eukaryota; Viridiplantae; Streptophyta; Magnoliopsida; Malpighiales; Euphorbiaceae
Product: 17.3 kDa class I heat shock protein-like
Exons: 1
Coding region: 204-677 (157 amino acids)
Biological process (GO): response to heat; response to salt stress; protein folding
Source: RefSeq, a predicted model, not a curated record